This is a messenger RNA of Aspergillus welwitschiae, 1392 nucleotides long. Its product is annotated as endo alpha-1,4 polygalactosaminidase. Bases 216 to 1187 code for a protein of 323 amino acids. The record is from RefSeq and is a predicted model, not a curated record. Lineage: Eukaryota; Fungi; Ascomycota; Eurotiomycetes; Eurotiales; Aspergillaceae. The transcript has a single exon.
UGACUUCAUCUUCAGGCAACUUCAUUUCCUCAAGCUGCAAUCGCCGUGGUUUUGAUCAGGCAAGUCCCGGUCUAGACUCAACUGGUGACUGUUUCUCUGCAUUGCGCUCCACCUUUUAUUCCCCGUAGCCCCGGAUCUUCUUGCUUCGUCGCGAGGCUUGUUCUUUUUUCGCGAUUCCUCCUUUGCUCUCACUCGUGUGAAAUCUGUUCUACGCGAUGGAGCCUGCCAGUGAGGCCGCCCUCAAGGGCCCUCCCUCGCGGGGAUGGAAGACAUGGACAUUCAAGAAGAAGCUCAUCAUCAUUGGAGGAAUCAUCGGGUUUAUCAUCGCCCUGGGCAUCGGUCUUGGAGUCGGACUGGGAGUUGGACUCGGCGGCGGAGGGGGAGGAGGAGAGGAAGAGGGAGGAGGCGGGGAGACGACGCCACCCAGUUCAGGCAAUUACACCUCAGCCAAAUGGCAGCCCGCCGUCGGCACCAGUUGGCAGAUCGAGUUGCUCUAUCCUCUGAAUGACACCUCCGUCGACGUGGAUGUCUACGACAUUGAUCUGUUCAACAACAACAAGUCUGUAAUCAACGAUCUGCAAAAAGCAGGCCGUAAAGUCAUUUGCUACUUCUCCGCCGGCAGCUACGAGAACUGGCGCCCGGACAAGGACAAAUUCAACUCGGAUGAUCUGGGUAAAAACCUGGACGGAUGGCCCGGCGAGAAAUGGAUCAACAUCAGCUCUCCUCGCAUUCGAAAGAUCAUGCUAACCCGCCUGGACCUGGCUCAGAACAAGAGCUGCGACGGGGUAGACCCGGAUAACGUCGACGGAUACGACAAUGAUAACGGGCUGGAUCUGACAGAGGCCGAUUCGAUCAGCUACAUGAAUUGGAUGGCCAAUGAAGCGCAUGCGCGCAACAUGUCCAUCGGUCUGAAGAAUGCGGGUUCCAUCAUCUCGUCAGUUAUCAAGAACAUGCAGUGGAGCGUCAACGAGCAAUGCUCGCAGUACGACGAGUGCGAUACCUACGCUGCCUUCACGGAGGCAGGGAAGCCAGUCUUCCACAUCGAAUACCCCAAGGGUGACGACACCAACAAUGACUUGUCAGUGACCUCGAGUCAGAAGUCCAAGGCGUGCAACUUCACCGACUCGGGCAACUUCUCCACGGUGAUCAAGAACAUGGACCUGGACAAUUGGAUCGAGAUGUGCUAGCCAGGGCCCGUUUUCAGAUGGUUGGAAUGUGAAGGGACAGGAAUUCGGCACACCAGCAAGGGCGCAGGGGAGUUUUGAUAGCGAUAUCUAUUGUACUGUAGUUGCUACUAUCUACUAUGAUGUAAUCCAGCAUUCAUCUACAAAGUUUAUGACUGAUCGUCACUUGUCAUAUGCUGACGUCUUCCCCCUGGAAUACCUACCAACU